Messenger RNA from Vicia faba (fava bean), 426 nucleotides. The record is from the annotation of a GenBank genome assembly. Lineage: Eukaryota; Viridiplantae; Streptophyta; Magnoliopsida; Fabales; Fabaceae.
AUGGUGGUUCCCGGUAAUGAUCAUGGCGGCGCCACCGUGAAACAUGCCAGAUUCGGAAAAACAUUUAACCACCUUGCUCGGUUUUCUUUCCUUGUUUCAAAUCCGGAGUUAGUUUUUUUUAAACAUUACAGACCUACAACAAAAAAUCAACACAAUAACUCAAAAAGGAUGGAUUCGGUUUUAGGUGAAGAUAAGCAACCUUCUGGAGGAGAUAAAAUGGAGAACAACGGCGAUAAAGGGCGGUUUUUGGUGACUGCAAUAGAGAUUCUGGCGACAACAGGUGGUCAUGUUCCAUUUUUUUGUGGUAUUUGUAUUUUUGAUCUGAAUAUUCUCUGCCUCUUGUCAGUGUAUCUCUCCUGUUGUGUCAGUACCAAUGAAUGUUUAUAUACUGCUGGAAUUCUAGGGUUUGUACUAAGUUUAGGUUGA